AGCAAAGUUUUACUUUAUAUUUUAAUUACAUGUUCCUUAAAUGAUAAGCCUUCUAGCAUUUUUUUAAAUUCAGAGAAUCGGUAAACACCAAAUGGCCUUACACAGUAAUAAAACGAAGGGGAAACUCGCUCUGGUCUCCAAGAAAUCAAAAUGUGAAGUGAUGCUGAGUUAUGACCAAGAGGACACAGAAGUUGUCAAAAAAUUAAAAGAUAUGAUUAGUAAAAAAGGGAUUCAUGCCUGGAUGGCAGAUACUGAUGUUACAGCAGGCACUGACAUAUUCAAUGCCAUUGGCAGAAUCAUAGUAGACUGUAAGAUAUUUGUCUUCAUCAUGAGCACAGCCUCAGUCAGUUCCAAACUCUGUCAGGAUCAGCUAGCUUUGGCGUAUGUGUCCAAAAAGAAUAUUUAUCCUGUACAGCUGAAUGAGAGAGAUGACUUGCUGAAUCAUAUGGACAAUGGAAUGAAACUUCAACUAGCUGGAUUUGAAUGGUUUUCAUUGUGUAACAACUUUGAAAGUGAAAGUAAAGAGGUUGUGGAUAAAGUCUGUGAAGAGAUUCAAAGUGAGCUUGAGGCAGAGAAAGCAGAUGGCAGUAAACAAGACUUGAGGAAAUCUCUAAAAAGACAGAAAACUUUAACUAACUUGAAUAAGAGUUUUCAGUCAAAAACAAAGAUGUCCAGACUUUAUCUGGAAGACGCCAGUACUUACUGGAAUGAAUGUUUUGGAAAAGAAACAAUUAUCGAUUGGGAAAAAUUCAGGAAUCAGCUCCUGAAAGAUUUCAAGGAGGAUUUUGAGGAAACAUUUGGGGAAAAAGACACGGAAUGGCUCCUAUCCAUUCUCCGACGAGAGAUGCUGAUAGAAACAGGUGACAUGAUGUUGAAUAGGGAAAACUAUCUAGCGUUUUGCACUCUUGACGAUGUUGUUCAUCCGCUGUGGUUCAGAAUCCAGGAACAAGCCAGAGAGAGCUAUGCAAUGAGGGAAGUAUUCAGUAUGGAUUCCUCUGUCAGGGUCCAGGCCAUUGAAAAUUUAGGCAAGUACAAAAGUGCAACAGUGAUAGAAGCUUUACUGGACCUGCUAACAGACAAUGAUGUCAACAUACAAGCUGUAGCCAUUAUCUCUCUGGCAAGGACAGGGUCCAAUGAUAUCAAAACCAUUGUCAACCUGAAAAAGUGUCUGAAAUCUAAAGACCGGGUGGUGAGGGAGGCAGCGUGCCUGGCCCUGGGGCAUGUCAAGGCAACACAGGCUGUGGAAGCACUGGUCAAUCUGUGGAGAAAUGAUAUUAUCUCCAAUGUUAGAGAAGCAGCUCUUGUUGCUCUGAAAAACAUCGGGGGAGAAAAGGCUGAAGAGGCUAUCCGAGUCACCACAGUUCUGGAGAGAGAAAUCCGUGCUCUGAAGGCAUAACCAAUUUAACGAAUUCUCAAAUGAGUUGGAUUCGACGUACAAUUACAAAAAAAAAAAAGAAAGAUAAUUUUUGUACAGUGUCACACAAUAUUGUG
Molecule: messenger RNA, 1491 nt
Organism: Saccostrea echinata
Lineage: Eukaryota; Metazoa; Mollusca; Bivalvia; Ostreida; Ostreidae
Exons: 9
Coding region: 92-1396 (434 amino acids)
Biological process (GO): signal transduction
Molecular function (GO): oxidoreductase activity
Source: RefSeq, a predicted model, not a curated record